Molecule: messenger RNA, 4793 nt
Organism: Canis lupus familiaris (dog)
Lineage: Eukaryota; Metazoa; Chordata; Mammalia; Carnivora; Canidae
Gene: SLC26A5
Product: solute carrier family 26 member 5
Exons: 23
Coding region: 558-2792 (744 amino acids)
Biological process (GO): transmembrane transport
Cellular component (GO): membrane
Molecular function (GO): secondary active sulfate transmembrane transporter activity; bicarbonate transmembrane transporter activity; oxalate transmembrane transporter activity
Source: RefSeq, a predicted model, not a curated record
GCGGGGCGUUCUGGCCGCACAGCAGGUCGGCGCCUCCUCCGAGAGCCGCGCGCGGAGGCUGAGGCGCGGGUCGAGGCGGCUGGGCCCUGGGCUCCCCCGGGCAGCGCCGGCCGAAGACUCAGGUGGGAGGCCAGAGGCCCGGGAGAGAAAGUCAGACUAAUUUGCAUUAGAAAAAAGCUCCGAGGGAAGACCGCCUAGGGCCGAGGAGCGAGCUCUCCAUUCUCCAGCUCUCAGCCCUACUAAUCAAGGUUUCACUGAACUAUACCAGAUCUCUCAUCUGGGGACCUGUCCCCGGCCCUUUGUGCUGCACAUUGGAUUUGGAAGACGAAAAAAACAGUAUGUAUGUGUGACUGUCAGAUCAGUAAAAGAGAAACGGACAUGAGUUGACAAAAGAUGGAAAGGCAUUAAGGAGGAGACAUAGAACCAAGGUCACCAGGAAUUUCCCUCAUGGAGAUGUAUGAACGUCAAUUCUGAACCAUGGGAGAAUUUAAGGAGUAAUCAAAUUGACGCUCAGGCAAUGCUUGUCUCCUGCUGUUGAUGCAUAAUCUCAGAGGACUAUGGAUCAUGCUGAAGAAAAUGAAAUCCUCACAGCAAGCCAGAGGUACUAUGUGGAAAGACCUAUCUUUAGUCACCCGGUCCUCCAGGAAAGACUGCACAAGAAAGACAAGAUUUCGGAUUCCAUCGGGGAUAAGCUGAAACAGGCAUUCACGUGUACUCCUAAGAAGAUACGAAAUAUCAUUUAUAUGUUCCUGCCCAUAACUAAGUGGUUGCCAGCAUACAAGUUCAAAGAGUAUGUGUUGGGUGACUUGGUCUCAGGCAUAAGCACAGGGGUACUUCAGCUUCCUCAAGGGUUAGCCUUUGCAAUGCUGGCUGCUGUGCCUCCCGUGUUUGGCCUGUACUCUUCAUUUUACCCUGUUAUCAUGUAUUGUUUCCUUGGAACUUCCAGACACAUAUCCAUAGGUCCAUUUGCUGUGAUUAGCCUGAUGAUUGGCGGUGUGGCUGUUAGAUUAGUCCCUGAUGAUAUAGUCAUUCCAGGAGGAGUAAAUGCGACCAAUGGCACAGAGGCAAGAGAUGCCUUGAGAGUGAAAGUCGCCAUGUCUGUGACCUUACUUUCAGGAAUCAUCCAGUUUUGCCUAGGUGUCUGUAGGUUUGGAUUUGUGGCCAUAUAUCUCACAGAGCCCCUGGUCCGUGGGUUUACCACCGCGGCAGCUGUGCAUGUCUUCACCUCCAUGUUAAAAUACUUGUUUGGAGUGAAAACAAAGCGGUACAGUGGGAUCUUUUCAGUGGUGUAUAGUACAGUUGCUGUGUUGCAGAAUGUUAAAAACCUCAACGUGUGUUCUCUAGGCGUCGGGCUGAUGGUUUUUGGUUUGCUGUUGGGUGGCAAGGAGUUUAAUGAGAGAUUUAAAGAGAAAUUGCCGGCACCCAUUCCUUUAGAGUUCUUUGCGGUGGUGAUGGGAACUGGCAUUUCAGCUGGGUUUAACUUGAAAGAGUCAUACAACAUGGAUGUCGUCGGGACACUUCCACUGGGGCUACUACCUCCAGCCAACCCGGACACCAGCCUCUUCCACCUUGUGUACGUGGAUGCCAUCGCCAUAGCCAUUGUUGGAUUUUCAGUGACCAUAUCAAUGGCCAAGACCCUGGCAAAUAAACAUGGCUACCAGGUUGAUGGCAAUCAGGAGCUCAUUGCCCUGGGACUGUGCAAUUCCAUUGGCUCACUCUUCCAGACUUUCUCCAUUUCGUGCUCCUUGUCUCGAAGCCUUGUUCAGGAGGGAACCGGAGGCAAGACACAGCUUGCAGGUUGUUUGGCCUCACUAAUGAUUCUGCUGGUCAUAUUAGCCACCGGAUUCCUCUUCGAAUCAUUACCCCAGGCUGUGCUGUCGGCCAUUGUGAUUGUCAACCUGAAAGGAAUGUUUAUGCAAUUCUCAGAUCUCCCCUUUUUCUGGAGAACAAGCAAAAUAGAACUGACCAUCUGGCUUACCACUUUUGUUUCCUCCUUGUUUCUGGGGCUGGACUAUGGUCUGAUUACAGCUGUGAUCAUUGCUCUGCUAACUGUGAUUUACAGAACACAGAGUCCCAGCUACAAAGUCCUUGGACAGCUUCCCGACACGGAUGUGUACAUUGAUAUAGAUGCCUAUGAGGAGGUGAAAGAAAUUCCUGGAAUAAAAAUAUUCCAAAUAAAUGCUCCAAUUUAUUAUGCAAAUAGCGACUUGUAUAGCAAUGCUUUGAAAAGAAAGACUGGAGUGAACCCAGCAGUCAUAAUGGGAGCAAGAAGAAAGGCCAUGAAGAAGUAUGCCAAGGAAGUUGGAAAUGCAAAUGUGGCCAAUGCAACUGUUGUCAAAGUGGAUGCAGAAGUGGAUGGAGAAGAUGCCACGAAACCCGAACAAGAGGAUGAUGAAGUAAAAUAUCCCCCAAUAGUCAUCAAGAGCACUUUCCCUGAAGAACUGCAAAGAUUUAUGCCCCCUGGGGAUACCAUCCACACCGUCAUUCUGGAUUUUACCCAAGUCAAUUUUAUCGAUUCCGUUGGUGUCAAAACCCUGGCUGGGAUUGUAAAAGAAUAUGGAGAUGUCGGUAUUUAUGUGUAUUUAGCAGGAUGCAGCGCACAAGUUGUAAACGACCUCACUCAAAAUCGAUUUUUUGAAAACCCUGCGUUAAAGGAGCUGCUGUUCCACAGCAUCCACGAUGCAGUCUUAGGCAGCCAACUUCGGGAAGCACUGGCUGAACAAGAAGCCUCGGCUCUUCCUCCCCAGGAGGACUCCGAGCCCAACGCCACUCCCACCACUCCCGAAGCGUAGAUGAGGAACUCAGCUGGGAUGGGCUAUGGGCCUCUCAUGAAAUUGCUCAUUGUUACAAAUUUUAAGUACUAGACAUUAGAUUGGUUUUCUAAGGGUAUCAUUAGAUUUCUCUCCUAGCAGUCAAGGCUUGAUUUGGAGGGUGAAUGACGCGUAGCAAGAUGUAUCUUACUUGUGUUUUUAUUUUUAAUGGAAUAUUUCAAAGAUAAAUUGUCCUCUCGGCUGCAUCUAUUGUGCAGUGACAUUUCUGUUACUCUUUAGUAUUAACUUCAUAAACUGAGCAUUUAAGAAGUUAUUUCCUUUAAGUAACUUCACCUACAGAUCAGAUAUGCUGUCCUCAGAUGGUUAGUGGCUCCUUGCUCUUGAAAUUGUUGAUUUACAGGAUUUUUGUAAUCAGAGUUAUCUAACAGAAGGAGCGAACCCACAAUUUUUUAGAAGUUCUUUUAAAAUUACCUUUUAUUAUCAAAGAACAAUCAAAAGAUUAGAAAAAAUAGAAGAAAAACAUUAUAUUACUACCACCCAAAGAUUAUCAGUAACACUUGAAUGCGUCUCUUUCCACAUCUUUUUCCGUGCAUAUAUAUUUUUAUCUUUUAACCAAAGUAAGGUCAUAUUCAACAUAGUGUUCUGUAACCCAUUUUUUCCACAUCAGUAAUCCUUGCUUUCUCAUUCCAGAAUACUUUCACCUCAGACUAUAUUCAAAUUUCCCAUCAUCCUCAAAUUUGUAGUUGGUCUGUCCAAACUAGUAUUCAUUCUGUGACCUAACACUACAGCUGGUCAUGUCCUUUCAAGUCCCUUAAGUCUAUCUGAAUCCAGCAUCAUCCCUUUUAUGACCGUGAGUUAGAUUGGGGCAGUUGUCCUUAGAAUCCCAUCUGGUUUUUUCAAAGUGUUAUUUCUUUUGUCCCUUUAUUUCCGGAACUACCUGUAAUCUAAAAGUUCUAUCUAAAAGUUUCAUGGAUUUAAAUAAAACUUUUUUUUGCUAGAAUAUAUCAUAGAUGAGACAUAUGCUUCAAAUCUCAUCACAUCAGAAAACACAUAACAUCUAGUUGACCUACAAUUAAUGAUGCGGAGGUAGAUCCCUGGAUUGACAGGACGGCCUGAUACCCCAUUUAGGUUUUCCCUUUGUGACUAGUGAGUUACUUUAUGGUGUUCCUUUGGCAUUGAACGAAUACCCGGUUUCCCAUUAGCCAUUCACCCAGGGGUUUUAACAUCUGGUGAUAAUCCUUGCCCAAAUCAAUAAUUUUAUUGUUUGUGAUUUUUUUCUAAUUCUCUCAUUUCUUCAGCAUUUAUCAGUUGGUGUUUCUUUGUAAACUACAACUAUUCCUCCUCCACUUCAGUUGUCUGGUCAUCCUUAAAUACAUCUCUUACUGGAAAAGGCAGGUUAGAUGUUUUUUCUGUUUAAUUAUCAACUUCAAAGUAAGGAGUCAGUUUAACAUGACAAAUUAGGUUCUUUUACAUCUCUCUUUUUUUUUUUGGCAUAUUAUAGGCUCAUGAAUUUUUAUAGUUUGAGUGUUCUUCAGUCCAUUAUAAUUGUUCUUUUUUGCUGUUCAAAUUGUCACAACUGUGACCACAAGUUUUGUUGUUGCUGAUAGUAAGGUAACCUUAAGAAAGCUGACUCUUAUGUAUAAUUUAGUAUCUUCUUGGAAGUCCAUAAGAGUUAUCAGUUAAUUCUUCAUCAAACCCAGAGUUAAGCCUAUGAUUAAGUUAAAUGCCUAUUUGAGGCACUCUUUAUAGUUGUCCAAAAGGAGUUGGGGAGAACUUCAAGCCAAUUUGUCAUCAAAAGGUCUUGUUCUUGUAGUUCCAACUACCUCCUUAUUCCAGAUCAAAGCACAAGUUUUAGCUAACCUGCCUAAAGCCUCCUCUGCUGAGAUUUCCUGCUAAUAGUUUGUGGUUCUUUUUUAAGAUUUUACUUAUGUAUUUAUUUAUUUGAGAGAGAACGUGAGAGCAGGAGCAGAAGAAGCAGAGGGAGAGGGAGAAGCAGGCGCUCCCCUGCUGAGUAGGGAACCU